Molecule: messenger RNA, 1118 nt
Organism: Drosophila grimshawi
Lineage: Eukaryota; Metazoa; Arthropoda; Insecta; Diptera; Drosophilidae
Product: E3 ubiquitin-protein ligase Topors
Exons: 2
Coding region: 169-960 (263 amino acids)
Biological process (GO): protein polyubiquitination; protein monoubiquitination
Molecular function (GO): ubiquitin protein ligase activity
Source: RefSeq, a predicted model, not a curated record
GACGAUCUUUAUUCGGAGUAAUUUAUCAAUUAUACAUAUAUAUAUAUAUAGACCGACUUCAGGCAUAUGCUAAUCUUUAUGCAACGCUCGUUUGAAUAUCGAGACACUUAGAAAAAGGGGAAAUUGUCAUAUUUUUAAUAAGAGAUUGGAAGUUGAAAAAGUUGAAAUAUGGACGCCCUUAUGCCAAAACCGGAAUCACGUUAUUUGAUCCAUUGGCGUGCUUAUGUUUAUGUCAACAAAUUGUACUCGCUGCCAAAAGGCGAGGUACGUGGUUUUCGCAAUUUAAAACCGGUGGAUUUCAGCCGCGAUUUGAAUGAAAUGAUUCGUGUGCAGGAGUUCGCAAACCGGGAUCUUUCCGUGCUGCUAUUCCACAAGCGAACGGAUUUGGCGAAUGUCCGUGAUGUAAUCCUGCCAAAUCUGCUCUUCGGAAUAAACAUGAAGAGCUUGGAGUUUCGUAUCGCAUUGUCACCGUAUAUAGGAUCAAGGACCAAUCACUUUGUGCAGGAACUCAUUAACUAUGCACGCUCGCCGUAUGGGGAUCCAGUCAGUUAUGAGUUCAACGUGAAGUAUCGCAGCGAGUUGGCUGUCGAUGGCGCUGUGCUUCACAACUUUGUGGAGUUCUCGAAGCGUGUGGAUGAGAAUGAGUAUGUGAGCGAACCGCUGUAUAGCCAGUUGUACGUUCAGGAUGCCAGCGGCGAGACCAACGAUCUGACCGUUCUGGAUAACGGAAUGGAUGCGACACUGCUCCAGUUGCACCACUUGAGCCAAAGUUUCCAAGUAUGCAAGGCGCAGACGGCUCAAAAGGAGCCAGCCAGAUUGGCUUAUAGAAAACCAUCACUUCAACUCGCCGGCGAUCCAAGGCGUUCGGAAGUCAAUGGGCCGCGGCUCACGAGAUUGAAAAUUGCCAGGAAGUAUGAUCGACUGAGGCGGAAGCGUUGGAACUUGAAAGACCAAGCCUAAGAGACACACUCGCACACACUCACACACAGUUACACUCACUCACACCCACAGUUACACGUGCAAUUUGGGCACGUGCCGCGUCUUUUGUCUGCCUCUUGUGUAUUAUGAUUAUGCACAUCUAUAAUAAAUAAUAAAAAAAGGAGCUUAACAAAUUUUAA